AUGGCUGGUACUUAUGAUACUGAAGAGCAGAGAAUUAUUGAUAGAAUCAAAUGCAUUGCUUUUCGUGAAGCUAGAGAUGUUGGUGCAACAUUUAUUAAUCGCCAUUGGGUUGCGAACAAAGUUCAUCGUUCGGUUCAAUUUGUCACAGACUGGUGGGAAAAACCAUAUGACCAAUGUUUUGCUGAUUAUCCAAAUGCCGGUCGAAAGCUGAAAUUAUCGCAAGCAAGUCAAGACAUCAUUCUUAAAGCCAGUGAUCGACAAAGAAAAAGUUGUUCCAUUGUGGCGUUACAUUGGGUGAUUAAAGAUAAAGGUGAAUCUUGGACUGGUCAAUAUUUUCGUGAUAUAAUUUUGACUGAACACGUCUUUCCAUUCUUAAAAAAUGAAGAAAAUGUUAUUGAUCCCGAUGAAGUUAUAUUUAUCCAUGACAAAGCACCAUGUAUGCGAGCAUAUCAGAUCCAACAUUUUCUUCAAGACAAUGAUGUUAAAUUUUGGGGUAAUGAUAUUUGGCCAGGAAAUUCACCCGAUCUCAAUGUGCCAGAACAUAUUGGAACAAUAAUCAAGGAUGAAGUUGAAAAAAAGAUGUUAUCAGAACCUCGACAUUCUCGUUAUGUUGAAGAAACACUGAAAAUACACAUUUUAGAUGUUUUGAAAAACAUGGAAACCGACACUGAUUUAUUUGAAACUCUCUUAUGUUCGUAUCCAUCUCGACUACGUGCAGUAAAGAACGCUAAUGGUCGUCACACUGACUAUUGA
Rotaria sp. Silwood2 is the source of this 753-nucleotide messenger RNA. NCBI's taxonomy places the organism in Eukaryota, Metazoa, Rotifera, Eurotatoria, Philodinida, Philodinidae. The record is from the annotation of a GenBank genome assembly.